Paralichthys olivaceus (Japanese flounder) is the source of this 476-nucleotide messenger RNA. The record is from RefSeq and is a predicted model, not a curated record. Lineage: Eukaryota; Metazoa; Chordata; Actinopteri; Pleuronectiformes; Paralichthyidae.
UCCCAGAAUCCCCCGCGCCGCUCGGACAGAAGGUGACAGGGAAGAUGGCGGCGGCCUUCCUGACCCACCAGCAGAAAGUGCUGCGGCUCUACAAGAAGUCUCUGAGGCACCUGGAGUCCUGGAUCAUCUUCAGAGACUCGUACCGGUUCUACGCCUGCCUCCUUCGGGCUCGCUUCGAUGAGAACAGGAACGAGAAGGACCUGGUGAAGGCCACCAUGAUGCUGAAGGCGGGAGAGGAGGAGUUCUGGUCCAAUCAGCAUCCUCAGCCCUACGUCUUCCCGGACUCUCCUGGAGGAACCUCGUACGAGAGAUACGAGUGCUACAAGGUUCCAGAGUGGUUGCUGGACCACUGGCACCCGUCUGAGAAGGCCAUGUAUCCUGAUUACUUCUCCAAGAGGGAGCAGUGGAAGCAACUGAGGAUGCAGAGCUGGGACAAAGAGGUGAGCGCAGCACCUGCACAUUUUACUGUGAUUUAA